AUGCUUUUGAACCAAUAUACUUUCAGUGCUGAGAGAUGCACUACUCCUACAUCGAUUUCUCAUCCUCCUUUGGCAUGUCCUACAUCUCCACCACCAACAAAUUCAUUAAAUAGAUACCAGCACAAACCAGUCACAUUGGCUCCAACUGUCGAUCAUGGUUGUGAGAUAAAUGGAACCACCAUAGAUUGUAUACCUAAAGAUUCCAAGUUCUACCAACUAAUCAUGGAUUUGAAACAAUUAUUGGCUGGUAAAGGAUUAAGCAAUGAAGAUAUCGAUGUGGAAAAAGUCAAACAAUUAAUGGCUGAUUAUGAUUCAAAUGAAAUCGAUUGGCAACAUUUGGCUCUUCAUGAUCCAUCAAGAAAUUAUUCGCGUAACGGUAUUAUCAAUUUGAAUGGUAAUGCCAAUUUGUUAAUAUUGGUUUGGUCUCCAGGUAAAUCAAGUGCCAUUCAUGAUCAUGCUGAUGCUCAUUGUUGUGUAAAGAUGCUUGCUGGUGAAUUGAUCGAACAUUUAUAUGAUUUCCCAGAUCAUGAAGGGGAAGAAUUACAAUGCAGACAAGAAACUAGUAUGAAGAGAAACGAUGUUGGUUAUAUCAAUGAUUCCAUUGGUUUACAUAAAAUGUCAAACCCAUUGCAAAAUCGAGUUAGUGUUUCGUUACAUUUAUACACUCCUCCUUAUGCUUCUAUGUAUGGAUGCUCAAUGUAUGAAGCAAGUAGCGGUAGAAAACACCAUGUUGACAUGUCCAAAUACUACAGUUGGCAAGGACAAUUGGUUAAUGAGAAAGAAUCUCUGACUUGUUGA
Candida albicans SC5314 is the source of this 798-nucleotide messenger RNA. It is a transcript of the gene CDG1, whose product is annotated as Cdg1p. The transcript has a single exon. Gene Ontology annotation, molecular function: ferrous iron binding; cysteine dioxygenase activity. Lineage: Eukaryota; Fungi; Ascomycota; Pichiomycetes; Serinales; Debaryomycetaceae. Gene Ontology annotation, biological process: L-cysteine catabolic process. The coding region runs from base 1 to 798 and encodes 265 amino acids. The record is from RefSeq and is a predicted model, not a curated record.